UUGGCUUGCGCGUUACACACGGACGGAGUUGUGUGCGACAGUAGCGUGGACGUCUGUAUUUUUAUCAGUAAAUCCAAAAUCACCAAUUUCCUUUUAAAUGGCUGCUAAAAGCCAAAUAUGCUCAAUAUGGCUUGGAUCCGAAACUGGAAUAUUAAAAGGGGUGAGUCUCAGCAAAAAGCAGGCGUUUAACUUCUGUGAGAUGAGCUGCUUGAGUCGGGAUCAGGAGGUUUGCGUGAUGGCAUGGGGAGACUCGCAUGAAUCAGAGGUGUUAGUGGGCAGUGUGAACGGCUCUGUGAAAACUUUCAGCACGGAUAAAGGGAUCUUUACUGCGACCAGAGAGUGUGGGGAUCCUUCACAGGGCAGAUUCACAGGACUGUCUGUCACGGACAGUUCUUUGAUCACGUGUGUGGAGUCAGGAUUGCUGAAGGUGUGGAAGGAAGGCUGUACAGACACAGUUGAGGUAAAUGUUGGAAAUGGAAUUUGUAGAAUGCAACAGAACCUGUCACAGCGCCAUCGUGUGGCUACAGGGGGUAAAGAGAACCCUCUGAAAGUCUGGGAUCUGGAGAGACCAGAAAAGCCAAUAUUCACAGCCAAAAAUGUAGCCCAUGACUGGUUGGAUAUGCGAGUGCCCGUGUGGGUGAAAGACAUCGGCUUUAUUCCAGAUUCAGAUAAAAUAGUCACCUGCACUGGACACCAUCAGGUGCGUGUGUACGACCCCUCGACGUCUCAGAGGAGGCCGGUGAUGGAGGCUCAGUUUGGAGAGUACCCGCUCACAGCGCUCUCUCUUCCUGCCAGCCAGGACACAGUGGUCGUGGGCAACACUCACGGGGAGAUUGGCAUUCUUGACCUCAGAAAAGGGCUUGUGCGUGGGUGUCUUAAGGGUCUGGCGGGGGCAGUGCGGGGGUUGCAGUGCCAUCCUUCCCUCCCAUUGGUGGCCUCUUGUGGUUUAGAUCGUUUUCUGAGAGUACACAGCCUGGAGGACCGUUCCUUACAACACAAGGUAUAUCUGAAGUCACGACUCAAUUGUGUGCUACUUUCUAGCAGAGAACUGGAGUCAUCAAGUCCUGAUGUUACUGGAGAUGUAGAGGAGGUGAAAGCAGAGGAGGAUGAGGUUUGGGAUACUAUGGAAACAGUGACGGAGAAGACAAAAAAGAGGGCUGCCCAAAAAGGCGAAACAGCGGUUAAUGGGGUAGAUGGAAAAAAGAAAAGAAAACUAGUAAAAACUAAUGUAAAGUGAUUUAUAAAGGACAUUUUUAUCAUUUUAUACACUGUUGAUGUCAUGUCAUGACUAAAACAUGUAUCAGAAGUGGCCAGAAAGAAACUUAAACCUGAUAGAGGAUAGUUCACCCAAAAAUGAAAAAUCUGUCAUUAUUUACUCGCCCUCAAAUUAUUCCAAACCUGUAUGCAUUUCUUUGUUCUGCUGAACACAAAAAAUAUAUAUUUUGAAGAAUGUCGGUAACCAAACAGUUCAUGGACCCCGUUGACUUCCAUCCGGGUUUUUUUCCCCUCCAUAUUAUGGAAGUCAAUGGGGCCUGUCAACAGUUUGACAUUCUUCAAAAUAUCUUCCUUUGUGUUCAGCAGAAGAAAGAAAUUCAUACAGGUGACAGAAUUUCCAUUUUUGGGUGAACAAUCCCUACAUACAUACAUGUGUAUGUAUAUAUAUAGUGUACAGGUCAUCAUUUUGUAAUGGAUUUGAACAUUAAAUGAUCUGAAAUUUGAUAUUCAGAUUACCUUUUUAAUAUGUGAAAAUGUUACAAUUCUAUUGAACUGGAUCAAAUGGAGCUGUUAUGUACAAACAAGAACAACUUGUCCCUUCUAUCACUGUAAUUCUGAAUUAAACUGAGUUGAAGGAAGA
Messenger RNA from Rhinichthys klamathensis goyatoka, 1855 nucleotides. RefSeq names its product WD repeat domain 74 (gene wdr74). Gene Ontology annotation, cellular component: preribosome, large subunit precursor; nucleolus. Gene Ontology annotation, molecular function: protein binding. The coding region runs from base 98 to 1237 and encodes 379 amino acids. The transcript has 10 exons. Gene Ontology annotation, biological process: ribosomal large subunit biogenesis. NCBI's taxonomy places the organism in Eukaryota, Metazoa, Chordata, Actinopteri, Cypriniformes, Leuciscidae. The record is from RefSeq and is a predicted model, not a curated record.